CUGGUUCGGUUCAGCAUAGUCAGAAGCAGCGCCCAGUCUCAGUUCAACCCGAGUGCCCCGCCGAGUGAACGCCAAGCACCGCUGCCGUAGGUGAUCUCCUCUAAACUCGACCUCGUUGUGUUUCGGAGCUAGCGGAGCUGAGCGAGCCACACGAGUACAGAGAGGUUAUAGGACGCCCUGCCCUCGCCAGACCUCGCCAGACCUCGCCAGACCUCGCCAGACCUCGCCAGACGAACGAAUUUUCACUAGCCUAGCCAUGGCGUGUGACCUUUGCACUGAGCACUUCGACGGCGCCGAGCGGGCGCCCAAAGUCCUGCCGUGUGGGCACACGGCCUGUCUGCAGUGCCUGCAGCGGCUGCAGGACAGCAGGUGCCCGACGUGCCGGAGGAACAUCGACGGCCCGCCGGAGGAACUCCCGACUAACUUCCUGGCCCUGACGUUGCUUGAAGAACGCAGACUGGACAGCACCCCUCGCGGCUGGUGCUCGGACUGCCGCGCCGCAGCCACACCCCGCUGCUGGGAGGACCACGACGUCCUGCCCGUCAAGCGAGCCCUGAGGCGCCUGCUGCAGGGCUCGCUCCCGCAGGCCGCCGAGCAGCUCCAGGGCCUCCCGGACCAGUGCCGGGACGAGCAGGCCCUGCCCGCUCUCACCCUGCUGACGGGCGAGUCCUGGGACGUGUCGUUGCGGGGCGGGGGCCGCGAGCUGACGGGUACCCUGCGGAACACCGAGGACCCCCUCACCAAGGCCCUGUGGCUUCUGCUGGCGGCGAGGGCCGCGCUCACCGAGGUAAUGAAGGAUCCAUUACGUGCAGCACCACCUGCAGCACCACCUGCAGCACCACCUGCAGCACCACCUGCAGCACCACCUACGGCGGCACCUGCAGCUUUCCUUGGCCUGCCACCACCUGCCACGGCGCGGCCCCCGCGGGUGAUGGAUGUGAGCAUUAUCAGCCGCUAUCGGCCCGACUUCAUGAAGCAGGAGAAGUUCGUCGCCCUGCUGGACGCGCGAGGGGUGACGCGGCUGGUGGACGUGUACUGCAACGUGGACCCCGCCUGGAGCCUCGAGCUGCUGCAGAUCGCCGCGCCCUCCGUGGAGCAGCUGAGCGUGAGAAAUCCCCUCAGUGGCGUGCACAACUACUUCCACAUGCUCGCGGUGCGUGCCAUGCCGCGGCUCAGGAGGCUGGAGGUGAUAUGUGAGGGUUUCUUGGGCCUUCCGGCUAUCGUGUUCAAUGCGCCCCCGCCGGGGCACGCUGGCCUGCAAUGGCUGCGGGUUGACCGUAUGUUCCGAAGCGAGCUGCAGUUCAUGCUGCGGCACAACGCCCACUCGCUGGAGACGCUGCAGAUGCUGAUGGGCACGUCGCGGAUGGGGCCCGACCCGCAACCGGAGCUGGAGUUGAACGGCCUGCGGGCGCUGCGGAGGCUCGUGCAUAAUAGGAUUGAUGGCGGCCACUCGGCAGACGAUUGCAAACUGCAGCUCGCCGAAGUGCGGCGGCGGGUGCUGCCCGGGGUCGAGGUGUUCUGCGACGCCUGUGAUAUUGGGGUGAAAGAACUCUUCUAGGGGCGGCGAACGUCAGGCACGCCCCUGCCACCCUGCGGCAGAGGACGCCCCAGAGCGUGUUUGGGACCAGGAGGACUCACUGCGCGACUUGACGGCCCCGCCGAGCAAAGCGAAACAAUGUGUGCCACUGUUACAAAAAGAAACCUAAUCAAACUAAGAAACCUAACCAAACCUAUACCAGUCCAGAUAUAUGUUAAAUAAAAAAUUACCUUCUUGAAUCAUA
This is a messenger RNA of Frankliniella occidentalis (western flower thrips), 1781 nucleotides long. RefSeq lists its product as uncharacterized. Gene Ontology annotation, biological process: protein ubiquitination. The transcript has 6 exons. NCBI's taxonomy places the organism in Eukaryota, Metazoa, Arthropoda, Insecta, Thysanoptera, Thripidae. Gene Ontology annotation, molecular function: ubiquitin protein ligase activity. The coding region runs from base 257 to 1558 and encodes 433 amino acids. The record is from RefSeq and is a predicted model, not a curated record.